UUGGCACGGCUCGACUCGUCAGUGCGGCCUGAACGGUUAACCGGCCUACUUUUUCGCGUGGUUAUUUCGAUUCCUCUCUCUCUCUUUCUCUCUCUCUCUCUCUCCGUUCUCGAGAUUUACGACUCGUCGUCGAGAUCGUCGUCGUCGUUCCUCUUCGACUUCUCAACCCACCACCGAUCUUCUUCCAGUAUAUACGCGUGAUCGACACAGUGAUCGAACCUAACUACCACCGCUACCAUUACCAUCGCUAAACAAGGAUAGAGAGAAAAUUUCUUGCCCCUCGAUGAAGAGCCAUUGAACACGGGAUCAUCGAAGAGGAGGGAGAUCGUGGAGAGAGAAAUCUCAAUUUUUGGAAAGAUUCUUCGGAAAACCAGCUCUCUGGGGUAGCCUCGCUUCCUUCUCAUCGCUGGUGCUUGUUGUCGAGCUGGACAGGGCAGCAGAGGCAGGAGAAUCGGCAGCGACGGUGAUUGCUCCCUUACAAAUUCCCAAGAGGCGAUGAUCCGUGAACUUGGAAUGUAGACGGAAGGGCGGGAAAACGGAUCUGCCCCUCGCAGCAUCGAAAGAAGGGCUUUUCCUCCACUUCCGCCAUUCGUCUUCGCCGUUACCUCACCCUUAAAUACCACCCCCUCGAUCACCGCAUUUGGACUUGAACACUGCGAGGAGACACGAUGCCGAGAAACCGAAAUUCCUUGACCAAGUUCGAGGUGCUGAUGGUGCUAAGCUUAACGGUGCUGGUUCAGCUGGACGUGUGCAGGUGCACGCCUUCCCACAGAAGCAGACAUCACGCGGACAUGUCAUACGAAGAUACGAUGAGCUUUCGAAGCGGCGAGGAAUUGCCCAGACCGGCCGCCCUCAAUUCGAACGACGAUCCACUGAUUGUUCAGACAAGAAAGGGCAAGGUCAGGGGUAAGACCAUGACCGCCACCACGGGAAAGGAGGUCGAUGCCUGGUUCGGGAUCCCUUACGCGCAGAAACCUCUCGAAUCCUUGAGGUUUCGGCAUCCAAGGCCAGCGGAACGUUGGUCGGGUAUAUUGAACGCCACCACGUUGCCCAACAGUUGCGUACAGAUACUGGACACCGUGUUCGGUGAGUUCGCGGGCGCGACCAUGUGGAAUCCGAACACACCGUUGAGCGAGGAUUGCCUUUACGUGAACGUCGUCGUGCCACGUCCCAGGCCUACCAACGCUGCUGUUAUGGUAUGGAUAUUCGGUGGUGGCUUCUAUUCCGGAUCGGCAACCCUCGACGUUUACGAUCACAAAACCCUGGUGUCCGAGGAGAAGGUGAUCCUUGUCUCGAUGCAGUAUCGCGUGGCCAGCCUCGGCUUCCUCUACUUCGGAACCCCCGACGUUCCUGGGAACGCAGGCCUCUUCGACCAGGUGAUGGCCCUCGAGUGGGUCCGCGACAAUAUCGCCGCCUUCGGCGGCAAUCCUGACAACGUUACCCUGUUCGGGGAGAGCGCUGGUGCCGUUUCAGUUUCCAUGCACCUCCUUUCGCCUCUCUCAAGGCAUCUGUUCAACCAGGCCAUCAUGCAAUCGGGCUCGCCGACGGCGCCUUGGGCGAUCAUCUCGCGCGAGGAGUCGAUCGUGCGAGGGAUCAGGUUGGCCGAAGCGGUCGGUUGUCCUCACGAUCGCGACAACCUGCAGGAGGUGAUCGAUUGCCUCCGCGUCAAGGAUCCGAUCGAGCUGGUGAAGAACGAGUGGGGGACGCUGGGUAUCUGCGAGUUCCCGUUCGUUCCCGUGAUCGACGGCGCGUUCCUCGACGAGACGCCGCAACGAUCGUUGGCCACCUCCUCGUUCAAAAAGGCCAACAUCAUGAUGGGAUCGAACACCGAGGAAGGUUUCUACUUUAUCAUUUAUUAUCUGACCGAGUUGUUUCACAUCGACGGGUCCGAGGUAAAGGUGAGCAGGGAGCAGUUCAUUAGCGCCGUUUCCGAAUUAAACCCGUACGUCAAUCAAUUCGGAAGGCGUGCCAUUAUCUACGAGUACACCGACUGGCUCCGCCCCGACGAUCCGCACGCGAAUCGCGACGCCCUGGACAAAAUCGUCGGCGAUUAUCAGUUCACUUGCAACGUGAACGAGUUCGCUGGCCGGUACACCGACACUGGGAACACCGUUUACAUGUAUUAUUAUAAGCACAGAUCGAUGAACAAUCCGUGGCCAAGAUGGACCGGUGUGAUGCACGCGGACGAGAUCAGUUAUGUGUUCGGCGAACCGUUGGAUCCGACCAAAGAUUACACCCCCGAAGAGGUGAAUCUGUCAAAGAAAAUGAUGAGGUAUUGGGCGAAUUUCGCGAAAACGGGGGAUCCGAACGUCGGAGACAUGGACGUGUGGACGCAGGCAUACUGGCCACCUCACACUGCCGCCAAGAAGGAGUACAUGACGUUGGACACGAACAGCUCGGAAAUCGGGAAUGGACCUAGAGUGAGGCAGUGCAUAUUUUGGAAAAACUAUCUUCCUCAACUGGUCGCCGGUACUUCGAAGCUGGAGCCGAAAGAGACGUGCAGCGGUACGAGAGUGAACGACGGUGGACGCUUGUUGUUGGUGUUGAGCCUGGUGGUGAUCGGCACGCUGUUCAGCCACAGGAUCGCGACUCGCGCAUACGACGAGGUACCGGAGAUAUUCGAUCCGAAAGGGUUCGUCUAGCUCGAGCGGCCGAGUCUCCGGACCGUCGAGGACCGCGGGGGAAGCCAAUGGGACGCAGUCACGGGCCAGCGAAACGAUCCACGACCUUUCGUACCGCGUCACCGACGAGUCAUCGCCGACGAGCAACCCGCCGGCAUCGGAGGCAAGAAGCGAAACAAACAUAUCAUCAACGAUGGGAUGACGGAGAAGAGCGGUGGUCGAUCGAUCUGACGAGUCAGUUACGCUUCGGUAGUGAGAAAGAGAAAAAAAGAAAAUUACAAUUGAAAGAUUGCGUUCGGUGACGAGGGGGGAUAGGAGAGAGGCUAGAUGGAAACUGUAUACGCUGGACGAACCGAAAAACCAUUUCGAAUAGUUUCCUUGAAUCGAAGUUUCUUCUCCGUCUUUUGUUUCUUCCUCGUUCGUUUCGGAUUAUUUUUAUUCCCCUCGAGAGAUCGAGCGUCGUGAGUAACUGGGAUUGCGUAAUGGGAGGAAUAAGGAUAAGGAAGAAGAUAAGAGAGAGAAGCUUUAUCUAAUACGCGAAUCGAAAGAUAUUUCGUUCCUGCCAACUUUCCCUCGAUCGAGCGCGAGUUAAUCGCGCUCUCUUCUUUAUUAACACGGUUCCAAUCGCGUGGAAACAGGUUACGAAUGCGAGCCGCAAUUCGAUCUAUAUAACCCCGCGGCCGCGUAUACAUGCGCAUGUUUGUAACGCGGUGCAGCCACUGCAGAGUCGAUCGCAUUCCAACAAAUUGCGGAGACUUAAACGCCGUCGCAUCCUUCGAGAUACGCCGCCGUGGUUUCCCUUCUUCCCCCGAAAACAAAAAUAUAAACGAAGAUUCCGUUCUCGACCAAUCGGAAAUAUCACAUUAAUUUCCACGUAAAGUCCACGUUAACUGGAAAUUGAUUCCCUCCGCUCUUCCGAAUCCAGUUCUUCGGAUCGGAAUCGCAAAUUGGAUUCCUUCCAAUUUGAUAAAUUGAAUGAUCGCGCGAAACAGUCCAUUUUCGUUUCGGUCGAUCGGUAAGUAAGAUUUCUUUUCUUCCGAAGAAAACACGUCGAGAUCGUUGGCGCGAACGCUCCAGAUGAACGCAGAGAGAAAGAGAGAAAAGAGAAGAGUCGUAAAAUUUUACGACGCGACAGCGAAUGCACGACUUAAUCGCAGGUCGACCCGCGAUCGAAAACGAAACCCAUCGCAUCUCACGCGCUCUAUUUUUCCUCGCGCGCGACUCCGCCAUCGAUUUUACACCGGAAUACGCUUCUAUUCUUCCAACCGACCCGGCUACCGACCAAGGUCGAGCUUUAACGUCUCCUCAACCUCCUCCUUCCUCCUACCUCGAGUAACAACCGUUCUUAUUUCUCUUCCAAAAGAAAAAAGAAAGAGAGGAGAGAAACGCUGAGCAAACUACUAACGUAGUCCAAAGUAACUGACGCGUGAAAAGAAAACAACAGAAGAAACGCAACGUCUCUUUUAACAACUUUUUAAACGCUAAUUUCUUGUUUCACGUUGUCAUCAUGAGCGAAGAAUUAUAUAAAGAUAUAAUAGCUCCAACCGUUUGCCGCAAACAUUUCGUUCCUUUCUUUUCCAUUAUUCUUCUCCUCGCCGAAAAUCCACUUUGUUCGAAGAACGGCGAAAGAAAUUGCCACUACGAAAAUUGCAAAUGAUAGAAAGGAAUCCCUUUCUUACUUAGGAAUCUUCCAAUCAGCUAAAUCGUCUUUUCCUUUCUUUUCUUCCUUCCCCUCCCCCUCCCUUUCGAUCGACAAAAGACAAGCCUUUCCAAUCCCCUUUCCAACCUAGGACUGUUUUCAUCCUCCAUAUCUCUGGCGCUUUGCCAGAACGAACCUCUCUUGCCUUGCUUUUUAUCGGUAUCCAUCGAAUCGUUUUCUCUGACACGGGAUGGUACUCAAUCGAACUUGUUCUUUCUCGCUUCUUUUUCCCUAUCCUUUAUCCUUUAUCCUCUUGUUUAUAAUUAUUGUUUAUAAUUAUUUAUAAUUAGUUGAUUUUGCUUAUGGAAUGGAAUUAAAUAUUUCUUAUAAUUAAUCAAAAGAAACACUUUCUUCAAUUCGAAAUCGCAUUGAUUCAAUUCCUGGCUUGAAAGAAUUAAUAACAACGUGUAUACGAAACGAAGAUUUUUAUUUUCAAAUUACGUUCGAUUUCGAGAUGCGUUUCUAAUUACUCUAUAUAAUAUUAUGUAAUAUAGUUUCGAAUUUGAACCGACGAGAGAAAAAUAACCUAACCGCGUAGGUUUUCUCUCGAUUUUACUAGUUACAAAGAUUUGGAAAGGAACUAAAUUGUAUCGCCGCGUUAAACUCACUGCGAUGAUUUCGAUCUGCAAUAUAUAUAACGUUAUAUAUACUAUAUACAUACACAUAGCAUGUAUAAUAGGGAUACUGUUUAAAGACGGUACAGUUUGUUGCGUUGCGUGAUCCAUCGUAAAAGGAAGGAAUUAAUUACAGAAUUUUUAAUUAAUUAAUUUUUAAUUUAAGUAAUUAGAGAAAGAGGAAAAAUAUUCAGAAUCAAAGAUUCGAACCACUUCGAUUUCGCGAACGAAUCGAUGCCAAUUUUCUUCUUAAUUUCAAAAGUGACGAUUUUUUUUUAUCCAAGAUCCGCAAAAUCGACGCACACACACACACACACACACACACACACAC
Messenger RNA from Apis laboriosa (Himalayan honeybee), 5265 nucleotides. Its product is annotated as acetylcholinesterase-like. The coding region runs from base 669 to 2642 and encodes 657 amino acids. Gene Ontology annotation, biological process: acetylcholine catabolic process; choline metabolic process. Lineage: Eukaryota; Metazoa; Arthropoda; Insecta; Hymenoptera; Apidae. The record is from RefSeq and is a predicted model, not a curated record. The transcript is spliced from 9 exons. Gene Ontology annotation, cellular component: plasma membrane. Gene Ontology annotation, molecular function: acetylcholinesterase activity.